AUGCCGCCCCUGCCCCUCACCCUCAGCCCAGGACCGUUUCUCCUGGCCACCUGCUUGGUGGCUGCACUGCUGUGGGAGGCAGGUGCAAUCCCAGCACACCAGGUCCCUGUCAAGACCAAAGGCAAAUAUGUGUUCCCUGAACAGGAAACAGAGAAGGCCUGGGGUCCCAGAGCCAUGGAGCCUCUUGACAAGGACAACCAGCUGGGGGCACUGCUUCUGGUACCCAAGCAGAAGCCUGCAGCUGCUGAGGAAAACCGUCCAGAUGCCAAGACCUCAGUGGAGAUUAAGGACAUCCUGAGUCGUUUUCGGAAUCCUCUUCAGGGUCCAGAACCGGAUCUUGACAGCAUAGACCAUCCCAUGUUUGAGGAUGUCCAGGAUGAAGAAGUGCCCCAGUCAUGGCCCGUCCUGUAUCGGCAGGUGCUACAGGGGCCAGAGAAGGACCUUGACCACCUCUCCCACUCUAUGGAGGAUUCUUGAGAACCCUAAGCACUCUCCUACUCU
Molecule: messenger RNA, 501 nt
Organism: Apodemus sylvaticus (European woodmouse)
Lineage: Eukaryota; Metazoa; Chordata; Mammalia; Rodentia; Muridae
Gene: Prap1
Product: proline rich acidic protein 1
Exons: 5
Coding region: 1-477 (158 amino acids)
Source: RefSeq, a predicted model, not a curated record